AAUUCCUACUACUAAUACAGUGCCUUCGACUUCCACUGCCACCGAAGCAGACCAAUAAAGAACAACUGCACUUCGGUGUUACGAUGAUGGAACGAUCGGUUUUUUGUUUGCUUCAUGAAUAAAGCACGGCUCUCGGACGUUUCUUUGGAUGCACACGAGUGAUGUAUCCAUACAAAGCAAUAGGACCGUCUAAGCCGUUGACAACAAUAAGUCCAGCGAGAGAAACUAGUUAUUCGCGGACUCCUUUUGUGCGUCGCAGCCAAGAUGCAACAGGGAUCGGCAUCAAUGCAAGAACGACUAGGCCGAGCAGCCGUCGUCGCCAUCGCAAUUUCGUUGUUCUUUUCUGCUGGUGGUCGCUCAUGCUUACAAUAGGGAUUGACCGGUGCACCUGCACCACUUGGAAAAAUCAGAGCAGUGUUCCAUCGGUAAAAAACAUAAAGGAUCAAAUGCGUUCACUGAUACUACGAAAGCGUGAAACUACGGCAUCUUUUGGAUUUUACUAUGGAAUUCCUAGGACGACUUACGAAUCAUUCGAGCCAAGCGAUGCAACUGAAGUGAUCGAGAGUGAAGAACAAAGUGGCGAUAACCAAAUUCCUCUCGCAAAGAGAGUAUAUUACGACAAUUUCGAGAGAAUAGGAAGAGAUGUAGAAAAGUGGGCAGAAGAAAUAAUGAGAGACGACGACACCAAGAAAGACCGCAACAUUCUUGGAGCUGAAGAUCAAGAUAGUUGGACGGAAAUAUUCUGCGCAAAGACCUUUCGGCAGAAAUUCAACAUGGGAGAUAGAAAAUCUACGAUUCAAACUCCGCGCCAAUGGGUGAAAUGGAUGAGAGAUUCGCGUGGUCGUGAUGCCGAUCCCGACGACAAGCAAAAACAUCCCUGCAUGAAACUCAUUGCCACGAUCGACGCCCCUUUUCCAAUCGUCUGCCGAUAUCUUUCGGAAAAGAAUCGCUUCCGCGAAUACAAUAGCUUAUUGAUUGAUCAAGAAGAUGUGGAGGUUUUGACUCCACAUUCAAAAAUUUGUUGGAGUCAAUCAAAGAAACUUCGUAAGUCUAGGAUUGUGGAAAUUUCGAUUGAUCUAUCUUUUUGUUGAUUUUUUCGACGACGUGGUGCCUGACGGAGCGAAACGAAUUGUGCGUGCAUUCAAAACGAAAUAUUCUUUGUUCGGAACGAAAAAGUUUUUAUCCAACCAAGAGAUUUUGUAACAUAUUGUCGGCACAGAUGGUUGAAAGACGGGACCCAAUUGAUCACAAAUCAAGCUUGCGACCACCCUAAUGCUACGUUGAAUAUUACCGGUAGCAACGGACAGAACAGUAUCCGAAACUUGAGUGGAUAUCGAGCAUUUAGUUUGCGGGGGGCGACCUACGUUUCGAGAUGCCCCGACUUUCCGAGCAAACGAACGAAGAUCGUCAUGUUAUCGCACUGCAACUGUGGUCGAGACGUACCGGAGUGGGCCGUUCGUGCAGCCGUUGGUGUGCUGGCACCCAUCAAACCCUUCGAAAUAAUUCACAGGAUAGAUGUGGGCAUUCGGAAAGCUCGCAAUGAACUCGAAAUGGCCGAAGAGAAACAAAAUGCAAACUCGGUGAUGACAACAGAUACAAGCCGAAGUUGCAGACCCGCCGGAAUGGCACAAAUGGGGUAUGCCUGUUUCUGGCCCAACGGAGGUGGAUUAGUAGACGUAAACGACACUAUCAACGAGUAGAUUCAAUGACGUUCAUUGCUAGAAGAGUUGAGACGACAAGGAAAUUAAUUCUUGGUUUCAGUAAAUGUGCCAGUAUUGUUUAUGCUUCGUACUUUCGUGCGACGUGUAGACACAAGUCAAUUUGAACGAUUUUUGAUGGAAUCCACGAAGAAACUCAUUUGCGAAAGAACAACAUUGGAAUAAACAGAUUCUAUGCACAAAAGUUAUCGACCUCAUCAUAUUCAUUGCGAAGAAAGUAUCACCGGAGUGGUUGCUUCUCGGAAAGCAAAUUUUGUUCUGACGAAUCCCAAUCUAUCCCAGGAAACUAUGAUUUCUAGUGUAUUUUCUACAUGAGUCUGUACAAGUUCCCUAUUAAUUUUCUUUUUUGUACUUAACACCAGUGUGUGUACCCGUUGAGGUGCAUUUGCCUGGUUAUAAGCACACGCAAAGCGCACUGUGCGUUUCUUUGGUAACCAGACCCACCUUUUUGUAACCACACUACUACUACUAGUACUAUUGUGAAGAAAAUUUGGGCCUCUCUUAAGGAAGGGUUUUUUUUCAAAAUUCAGUCCGCGCCGGUUUGUAACUAGGUGAGGUGCAAAAAAUAACUACCGUUUGUACCCGCAAUCUGCUCAACAAAUCAUGUACUUAAGA
This is a messenger RNA of Pseudo-nitzschia multistriata, 2333 nucleotides long. The record is from the annotation of a GenBank genome assembly. Lineage: Eukaryota; Bacillariophyta; Bacillariophyceae; Bacillariales; Bacillariaceae.